AACACUUCUUGAACCUUCAGUGUGUCCGCAACUCCUGAUUCAACUAAACAAAUACACGUACUAUACACUGCAAAUAAAACUCCAAGGUUCGGUGUCAUAUGACUUCAGGAUUGAGCUUUCGGUAAUACUAUAGCGGGUAAAAAGAUCUCAAGGUGGGAUGAUAUAUACAUUGGCUGUAAUAAAGGAGUUUGCUAGUUUCUUGGUUUGCGUUCUAUCCGGAGAGCAGGGUUCGGAGGUCCGAAACUGGAUUUCUAGAGAGAAUGAUUGCAGGGAGUGAGAGGUUUAUUUUACAGUCCACCAGGAGACAGGUCUCGGAACACGAAUCCUAGCUCCGCUCUCAUCAAUUCUUUAUUUAAAUAGAUGUGAGUGAAUCCCUGAGUGAUGUCAGUGUCUGGGCCGAGCAGCCAACACGACUCCAACUAUUCUCAAAUUAUUCAGGAUCAGCUGUAUCUGGAUGAGCAAACCCGAACCAAGAGCGAUGAUGAAAACCUGUAUAUUGACACAGGAACAGUUCUGCCGCAGGAGAUGUCAAAUUUCUACUCUCUAAACUUUCCAAACCUAUCUGCCGUGUCCGCCACAGAGUGUAACAUCCAGUCCUUCACCACAAUUUCCUCCGGUAUUGCGCCUGAGGCGGAGUUGUCCAUCAACGAGGACAAAGGUGUGAACACGCCAACUCGAGAUCUUGUCCUAGCCUCUAUAUCUGUUAUGAAAGGAAGGAAGGCGCGACCUGAUACUAAAAGAAUCUGUAACUGGGUGAACAGGAAGUACGGGAGAUCCGUACACGAAGUUGUACGAGAGAUAGACGAACUGUGUAAAGAAGCUGUUCUUGAGAAGGUUGAUUACAAGGGAAGCAUCUCAUUUAGAAUUACGUCGGAGAAGAGAUUGCAUAAGCGAGUAGGACGGAGGAAAAAUUCUCCGGGUCAGAUAGAGCAACAACAGGGUUCAGAGUUUCCUGUCAUUAAGCCACCUAGAAAUCCCAAGAAAUCCCCGAAGGUUGGAAAGGUUAAAGAGAGUCCAGGGGAAAAAAUGGAUCCAGUCACCCUUAACCUUAUCCUGAGGGAGGAGUUGAACGUUCUUACAAACGGGUUUGUCACGCGAGAGAACAUUGUGCAGGCCUUGGAGAUCACUCGGAGACCGAUCAACAAGCGAGCGGUCUACAGAGAUCUUGAAACCAUUCUUGCUCAUGAAAUCCAUCUAGGUUACUUAGUCAAGCAUACAGAGAAGACAUUUAUUCUUGCAAGAAUAAACAAAGAUAAACAUUACAGAGGUACUAUUCCGUUAAAAUGCUCCAAACGGAAACCUAAACCCACGCAGAGAUAUUUAGAGAUGGAAGCAGAUAUGAGGGGAAAUAAACCGGAUAAAUACUCGGAAUACGGAACCUUUGAUCAGGACGGAAACUUUCCGAUUAAGUUCUCCAACGGAGUAAGAAUUGUUAAGUCGGAAGAGGAACUCAAGGAUGAUCUAAUCAAGGAGAAGUUAAUCAAUAGCAAUCUACUCAAGAUGAAAUCUAAAAUGAAGUCGGGGAAGGUUAAGGUGAAGAAAGAGAACAAUUCUCCUUGUCCCGGUGUAGAAAUUCUCCCGGUAAUAGUUCCAGCUUCAGUAGAAACCUUGAAGAUGGAAUCUGAGGAUAUACAACUUAGAGUUCAGGAUCAGAAGAAACCUCUUCUAGUUCCUAUUAAACCUAAACUGAAGAAAGAGGCCUGGCAGGUUUCAAUCACUGUAAAGGAAGCUAAACCUAAGCCUGUUACUUCUGAACCAGGUCACAUUCAAGAAGAGAUAAAAGUGGAGAAGGAAGAAACUCCUGUGGAAGAAAUUACCAUCGUUAAGAAUGAAGAUGUCAGCAUGGAAGAUGCAUCUGUGGAAGAACUGUCUCUGGGGAGGUUGGAAGAAGAAAGUUGGGAGUCUAAACCAAAGCGGAGCUCUAGAAAAAGAAAGAUGUAUAGCGAGGACUCUGAGGAAGAAUCUAUGCCUGAUCUGGUUCCUCCAAGUCUUGAAGUAACUACGCGAACUUCCAGUGGAAGGACGAAGAGAGCCCGUAAAAUCUUUGAUCCUGCUGACCACGAUGUCCCGAGCAGAAUUAUGAAGAGAUGUCGAACCAACAGCCCGUCUCAGGAUCCAACAGCAAUCAGUAACCCAGAGAAGCUUGGAAACAGAUCAGAGAGUCCUAAAUGCACUCCGGAGAUUAAACCUGAUCAGAAAUUAAUAAUUACCCAGAAUACAGUAAAGGACGUAGAUUCAGUUCCACAGGUUCCAGUUUCCAGGUCGGUUGUUUCUCAGGGUCGACGAUCCAGUACGGGAAAACAAACCAACCCCACGGAAACUCAGUCCAAAGUUGGUGCUAGAAAAUCUUUAACAAAACCGGAAGCAGUCAAGCCAAGUAGGGAGAAGAUUGAUAGUAUUUCUGAACCAGUUUCAGAGAAACAAAUGCCUGAAUCAAAUCAUAUCAAAAAGGAGGAGAAGAUUAAUAAAAAGGAUGUUCUCAACGAACCACAGAAUGAAGGAGAAAAUGACAUGAUCAAUGGGAACCAAGCUGUAAAGGAAGUAGAAAAAGAAGCUGUUCGACUGUAUAAGAAAGACGGAAGAAAUGAAGUUUUCUCUGGAAAGAAAGAUGGAAUUCUAUCUGGGAAAAAGGAUGUAUCUGACACAACUCCUGCUAAAAAAGGGACCCUCUCAUGUAAAAAAGAGGGGAUAGAAAAAACUCAGACCGGCAAGAAGGAUGGAACUGGGAUAAAUAUAUCAGGAAAGAAAGAUGUUAUCGAAAGAAAUCAACCUGUGAAGAAAGGUUUGCUGACUGAUGCGCCAUCUGGAAAGAAAGGUGGAACCUCUACUCUUGGUAAAAAUGGCGGAUUAACCGGAAUUACGUCUGGGAAGAACGGAACUCCCAAUGCUUCAAAUAAGGACGGAUUGAUGAUUAACUCCCCUUCCUCAGAAGAUUUAGACAAUUUAGUUCCUGGUAAACGACGAAUAGAUCGUCUUCAACGAAGUGAUAUUAAGAUCUCUAAGAAGGCUGUGACUGGCCCUCGUCCCAUCCUUCCGAAAACCAAAAAAUCUGCAGAUGAGAUACCUCAACCUGAGGACGAACCUACAAGUUUGCUCAGCUUCAUUUCUGAUGAUUUCCACGCAGAACGGAAAGCUGAAUCCGCAAGAAAAGUUCCCCCUCCAGUUCUAAGGAUACCUACGGUUAAGAAAUCAGUUUUUAAAGGGCAGAAGGAGUUGAGUACGGACCAGGAAAGGAAUGUUUCCGUUCCCAUGACUGGAGAUCGAAAAGAGGAAGAAGUUUUGGAAAACGGUGCAAAUAAAAAAUCCGCUGAAAGUUUAGAUCCGACCUUUAAGGUUCCUGCUCCUAAGAAGUAUCCCUCCAAGUCUACUCCGCCUGAGAGAACUGCACCGCUAUCUAAGCAUGGAAAGGUAAAGCAUCCUGCAGGAAAGGGUGAAAAACCUAAAUUUCCAGUAGCAUCCAGAGCUACACGUGCUGGAUCCCUCAACCUAAGAGCUAAGAAGGAUCCUAAGGAACGAGCCCUCUGUAUGAACUGUAAUACUGGAAAUAAAAAGAUCGAAAAACUGAUAUUCUGCAAGGAUUGUGACAAAAUUUUGCAUCCCAGUUGUUUGCAGUACCCGGAGGAUUUAACGGACAGGAUUUAUAAACAGCCCUGGCAGUGUAUAGAUUGCAAAACAUGUUUUGUCUGUGUAAAAUCGGGAGACGAUGAUAAGAUGUUGUUUUGUGAUUCCUGUGAUGUAGGAUAUCACAUGACCUGUCACCGUCCGCCCAUCUCCCGGAAGCCGAGAGGACGCUGGGAAUGUGACUCCUGCGCCGCCGAGACCGGAUACAAGGGCGAAAAUGAUGAAAAAUUCAAUCCCCCCGGAGCCGCAACAUAUUUUGAAGAACUUCUACCAAAUCUUCCACCCGGAGUUGGUCCAUGGCCCGUCCUAGGAUUCUCCGGAGCAUUUUGCCCUGCUCCGGAUCAGUAUCCGUCCCGCUGGCAAGAUUUACCGAUUGAUGAAAGUAUACCGGAUAUAUCCGGAUGGUCUCCGGCCAGGAUGUCCCAAUAUCUUGUACAGAACGGCAUCAAGGAUGUAGCUGCCAAGGUCUUUUUUGAACAGGAGAUUGACGGUGCUAGUGCUCUAGUUUUGCAGAGACGGGACGUACUCCAAGGAUUAGGAUUAAAGCUCGGACCUGCUCUCAAGAUUUAUCAUCAUAUCAAGCGUCUGCAGACCAGGAGAAACUUCGGCCUGGUCGCUUAAAUAUAUUCAUUCUGCUCCGGUAUAAAUAUACCGAAACUUGUUGAUAAUAUUAGUGUGAUUUAUUGAUUUAAUUGAUAUAGUACUGAACCUACAGAACCUAUACCUCGAGCUCCUUACUAAAUUCUUGUAAUCUAAUUAUUUAAAAAAAUGGUGCAAUUGUGCCCAUCCCAUGUACAUUCAUACAAGGAGCAUCAUAGUUUCCUAGUUGUACACAGUUGUGAAGAAUAUUUGUCCAACAGUACAUGUAAAAAUGUAAUUAAUCAUACUUCCGAGGCAAUUAAUUGAAAUUAUGUCCGCUAGAGGGAUUUAUUACUAUUUAUAGCAGAUUAGCAAUAAAUGUAUUUUCAUAUAAAUCUAUUGUUAUUUUCAUCAUUUUUUUUCCUUUCAGA
Messenger RNA from Eurytemora carolleeae, 4631 nucleotides. RefSeq lists its product as uncharacterized. The coding region runs from base 382 to 4242 and encodes 1286 amino acids. The record is from RefSeq and is a predicted model, not a curated record. Lineage: Eukaryota; Metazoa; Arthropoda; Copepoda; Calanoida; Temoridae. Gene Ontology annotation, molecular function: DNA binding; protein binding. The transcript is spliced from 8 exons.